ACUGGGCCUUCUGUUGGUGACUCUCCUCUAGAAUGUUCUCUUCUCUUUAUCCAAAUAAGGAUCUCACUCAGGCCUGACUUUUCAAUUGCUCCCUUCCAUGUCAAGCCCCCCGUUCCACGCAGAACCCAGGCCCAUGGGUCCAGGCUUUACUUUUCUUCCAUGCUCCCUGUGAAUCCCACGUGUAUCUGGCCUCACAGGUUCAGGAUCCUGUCUGGUGUCAUAGCCCCAUCACUGCUUCCUUCGGCUCACCUUCUUUGUGUCUUGUCUGUUCAUUGUCUUGUCUCUCCAACUGGAUUGCAAGCACUUUGCUUUCCUAGAGAGACUUAAACUAUUAUUUUUUGAUCCCUGUGCCUUUUGUGUAGCAAAACCCAGGGAAAAUAGGUACAGGUAGAUUUCAGUUGGCUCUUUCCUGCCUUUCUAAGCACUACCUCCCUUGAGAAAGGAAAAUGUCUGAUGUUGCUUUUUUUCGCUUCUCCAAGCUCCUUAUCCAAUGAUUUGUGCUUAAUAGAUAAUCAAAAGCACAAAUUGGUUGAUUUCCUUCUCUCACCCUUGUCCCAAUUCCAUAUUGAUUGAAAAUUUCCCUCCAGUGCUGCCAACCUCCAGUCGAUACAAUUCACUAUCUCUGAACAUUAAACCGUUUGUAGGUUAGAAAGCCUUUUCUGAGAGCUGGUGGCGCUAGGCCUAGCCGGGUCUUGCAGCUGGGCGUGAGGCACAAAAGAAGACAGGAUCCUCCAUGGGUUAAGGCUACCUUUCCAGAUAGUCCAACAACUAAGUCACCAGUUUCCAAGGGCAUUUGCACCACCUAUGGAAAACAUCGGAUCUGUGCACACCGGAUAUCCUUGACAACUCAUCCCGCCAUCCCCCUGCACAAAAUUUACUGUACCAGCAGACAACGAAGGCGACUACUGAGUUUCUUUUUAUCACCAAGUAGAUAUACUAUCCCUGCCAACAAAACAGAGUACACAAAGUGCCUCUUCACAAUAUCACGACCAGUUGAGACCCUGCUAAGAAAAUCAGCUUGCCUAGAUGAGCACCCGUCUCUCCUUGGUUAGCCAGGAUUUGAAGGAUGGGUUCUGUCCUGUGCUGCUGGUAAGUGACUGACACUUUGACACACUGAACUGGUCCUGAGAACUGAGAUGUCUUCUUUGUAAGUGAAGAAUAUACAACGUAAUCUUGAAGAGCUGCACAGUGGUGCGAGCCAGAAGCAUACUGCGUGUGUGUGUAAUGGACUGUGAAACAGACAAAUUAAUCUUGUUGAAAGGAUUUUUCAUCUUUUGUUUCUCUUUGCCAGUGUUAGCCAGUGUUUUGCUGGCUUAGAUGGUUGCCUUUUGCUGGUUCCUUUUUCUCUUCUCUUCUGAUGGGUCCCAGAAAUCCCUCUCCUGACCCCUUAUCAGAAUCAGAAAGUGAGGAAGAAGAGAACUCUAACUACCUCAAUGAGAGUUCUGGGGAAGAGUGGGAUUCCUCUGAAGAAGAGGACCCUGUGGUGCCUAACCUAACGCCUCUUGAGAGUCUUGCCUGACAGGUUAAGUGCCUUUUAAAAUACUCUACAACUUGGAUACCUUUAAAUCCUAAUUCCUGGUUAUAUCAUGCUAAACUCUUGGAUCCAAGCACACUGGUCCAUAUACUUCGAGAGAUAGGUCUAAGACUCUCCCAUUGUUCCCACUGUGUACCAAAACUGGAACCAAUUCCUGAAUGGCCGCCUCUGGCUUCUUGUGGAGUCCCACCUUUUCAAAAGCCCCUUAUCAGUCCCAGCCGGCUUUCUAGAGAUCAUGCCACUCUAAAUGAAGCCCUGCAAUUUGCUACCAAACAGUCAAGCCGAACACUGAGUAGAGCCACUCCCAUACCUGAAUACCUAAAACAGAUCCCUAAUUCAUGGGUGUCCAGUUGUUGCUGUGGCUGGUUAACUAAAACAGUUAAGGAAACAACCCGCACUGAAUCCAACAACACUACUUAUUCCUGCACUGACUUCCAAAAGGCAGUUAACAAACUCCUAACAGCAUCACUGUAAAGAUCCACCAUUUGUUCUGAUCUCUCUCAUGUUGUUAAAGGAAUACAAAGUUACACAGCCUGCGUUUGAGAAAAUAAUGCCUUCUUAACCAAACUAUACGCUGUCCUGACAGGCUGCAGUACUGCCAAGUACUGAAUAUUUACCCGAGAGUCCAUAACUCAACUACAGAAAGUGUGCAUUGUGAGCAUUCCCUUUGACAGACCAUGCCAAUAAAAUGAGAACUUCAGUGGAGGAUUAGUCAAAGGGACCAUAUCAUAAAAGAUAAGUUGACUAUUCUCCACAUUCAGUUCUCCCCCCAGUUAAUUUUGCCUAUCUGAAUGGACUCUAACUAAAUGUCUAAUUAGUAAUGAGAAGGAAAAAGUAGCCCACUACCCCUUUUGCUACCCAACCUCAGAACAGCCACUGUGGAAAGUGGGACGUUAGCUACUCCUAGUAAUUCCUUUCUGGCAUUCUAGGGGAGGUAGUUGAAGCAAAUUGAAUAACUAGACAAAAGAAAAUGGCAGGAAGAUGGAUUUAUCUCCCAUCUUUUAUAGAGACAGGCCUAUAUAUGACACCCUUUAGGGAUUCCUGUUUUUGGAGAAGGGAAUAUAGUGUAAAACUUAGCUUACAUUACUCCAGUCCUAUCAUGGUACCUGCAGUUACAACAUAAACAUUUAUAUCAUAGGCUCCCACGAGGGGAUCUCUAGCUAAAUUGACGUAUAAGAUCAUACCUGGGGAUUAAACAGACACUUGUUUUGUAGGGAAUAUGUUUCCUGCAUCUUGGCACCCAAACUUUAGGCAAAGGCAAAUAAAACACAUUCUAAAAGACAAACAGGGAAGAAUUAAGAGAGCAUUUAUGCUUUCAGUGUUAACUGCUAGUGGAUUAAAGUAUUUUAUCUGUAUAACGUUCUCUGGAGCCGUACUUUAUGCACUUUCCACAUCCAUUGCAAACUUUUUCAGGAACAUUUCUAACUUUAAAGAAACUUACUACAGAAAAUCUUAGCCUGAUACAAUCUGAAGUUAAAGAGUUUUUUAGCAUUAUUGUUUCUACAUAGAUUAGAUUUCCUUCUAGCUAAACGAAGAA
Equus quagga is the source of this 3071-nucleotide messenger RNA. Its product is annotated as DDB1- and CUL4-associated factor 16-like. The record is from RefSeq and is a predicted model, not a curated record. Gene Ontology annotation, cellular component: Cul4-RING E3 ubiquitin ligase complex. The transcript has a single exon. NCBI's taxonomy places the organism in Eukaryota, Metazoa, Chordata, Mammalia, Perissodactyla, Equidae.